This is a messenger RNA of Numida meleagris (helmeted guineafowl), 2727 nucleotides long. RefSeq names its product protein kinase C delta (gene PRKCD). The coding region runs from base 277 to 2334 and encodes 685 amino acids. Gene Ontology annotation, biological process: protein phosphorylation. The transcript is spliced from 18 exons. Gene Ontology annotation, molecular function: ATP binding; diacylglycerol-dependent serine/threonine kinase activity. The record is from RefSeq and is a predicted model, not a curated record. NCBI's taxonomy places the organism in Eukaryota, Metazoa, Chordata, Aves, Galliformes, Numididae.
GCACGCAGCAGCCAGGCUCCGGCCCCUCAGCCCCACAUGCGCCUCACGCCCGGGCCAAGGAAAACCCUUUCCUAGUCUCAGGCACGGCCCAGCGUUAGCAGCUCCGCUCUGGGCGCGGUUGAGGCAGCGGGCUGCCCGACGGGCGGGGGCUGAAGCAAGCCGAGCGGGACCGGGAAGGCAGGGCUGAGGAGCGGGGCGCAGCCAGCCGGCUCUCAGCACCUCCGGGGCGGAGCGCAGCACGGCGGCCGCAGGUGUGCAUUGACGCUGUUGUGAGCAAUGGCUCCCUUCUUACGGAUAUCUUUCAACUCAUUUGAGUUGGGACCUGUACAGAAUCAAGAGGAACAGCUACAGCCUUUCUGCGCUAUCAAGAUGAAGGAGGCAAUGACUACAGAGAGAGGAAAAACUCUGGUUCAGAGGAAACCCACCAUGUAUCCAGAAUGGAAGUCUACUUUUGAUGCCCACAUUUAUGAAGGACGCGUGAUUCAGAUUGUUCUCAUGAAAGCAGCAGAAGAGCCAUUAUCUGAAGCGACUGUAGGUGUGUCUGUCCUGGCGGAGCGCUGCAAGAAAGGCAACGGCAAAGCAGAAUUCUGGCUUGACCUACGACCUCAGGGGAAGGUGCUGAUGGCUGUGCAGUAUUUUUUAGAAGAUGCAGAUUGCAGACAGUCAAUGAGGGAAGAAGAGGGAACAGUAACUAUCAACAGGAGAGGAGCUAUCAAGCAAGCAAAAAUCCACUACAUCAAAAAUCAUGAAUUUAUUGCUACCUUCUUUGGACAACCCACAUUUUGUUCUGUCUGCAAAGACUUUGUAUGGGGACUGAACAAACAAGGAUACAAAUGUAGGCAAUGCAAUGCUGCUAUUCAUAAGAAAUGUAUUGAUAAAAUCAUUGGGAGGUGUACAGGUACUGCAGCCAACAGUAGAGACACAAUGUUUCAAAAGGAACGUUUCAACAUCGACAUGCCUCACCGCUUCAAGGUGUACAACUACAUGAGCCCUACCUUCUGCGACCACUGCGGCAGCCUGCUCUGGGGGCUGGUCAAGCAAGGACUCAAAUGUGAAGAAUGUGCAAUGAAUGUGCAUCAUAAAUGCCAAAAGAAGGUGGCCAACCUGUGUGGAAUUAACCAGAAGUUGCUAGCUGAAGCUUUAACUCAAGUUAGCCAGAGAUCUUCACGAAGGUCUGAUUCUGGAUCUGUAGAAAAUGUUGGUAUUUACCAAGAUUUUGAUAAGAAACCUCGAGGUCCAGGAGGAGAUGCAACAGCAGAUAACAGUCAAUAUGAUAAACUUUGGGAGGGAAGCACUGCCAAGACAGCGCCACGAAUUGCAAGCAAGAGAAAAUUCAAUAUCGACAGCUUUGUCUUCCAUAAAGUAUUAGGGAAAGGAAGUUUUGGAAAGGUUCUGCUUGCUGAGCUAAAAGGAAAGAAUGAAUUCUUUGCUAUCAAAGCUCUGAAAAAAGAUGUGGUGCUAAUUGAUGAUGAUGUGGAAUGUACCAUGGUGGAAAAGCGGGUCCUAGCACUUGCAUGGGAAAAUCCAUUUCUCACGCACCUUUACUGCACGUUCCAGACGAAGGAUCAUCUGUUUUUUGUUAUGGAGUUCCUGAAUGGGGGAGACCUGAUGUUUCACAUACAAGACAAGGGGCGUUUUGAUCUCUACAGAGCAACGUUUUAUGGAGCUGAAAUUUUAUGUGGGCUACAGUUUCUUCAUAGCAAAGGCAUUAUUUAUAGAGACCUAAAACUGGACAACGUUAUGCUCGAUAAAGAAGGCCACAUCAAAAUAGCUGAUUUUGGGAUGUGCAAAGAAAAUGUAGUUGGUGAGAACAAGGCAAGCACUUUCUGCGGGACCCCAGAUUACAUUGCUCCAGAGAUUCUGCAAGGCUUGAAGUACACGUUCUCUGUGGACUGGUGGUCAUUUGGGGUCCUGCUCUACGAGAUGCUCAUUGGACAGUCCCCUUUCCAUGGGGAUGAUGAAGAUGAGUUGUUUGAGUCAAUCCGAGUGGACACACCUCACUACCCACGCUGGAUUACCAAGGAAUCAAAAGAUAUAUUAGAAAAGCUAUUUGAAAGAGAUCCAACGAGAAGACUCGGUGUCACUGGAAAUAUCCGCGAUCAUCCUUUCUUCAAAACCAUCAACUGGACGACACUAGAGAAGAGGGAGGUAGAGCCUCCUUUCAAGCCUAAAGUGAAGUCAGCAAGUGACUACAACAACUUCGACAGAGAAUUUCUGAAUGAGAAGCCGAAGCUCUCUUACAGUGACAAGAACCUGAUCGAUUCCAUGGAUCAGUCUGUGUUCAAUGGCUUCUCUUUCACCAACCCUAAAUUUGAACAGAUCUUAGGAAAAUAGUCUCUGAACAGAGUCAGACCCAAAAACAGCGCUGAAUGCUAUGAACAGAAAACUCCAGUGCUGAGUGGUAUGUUCUGAUGAUGCUGUCAGUACUUCAGAGUAAUAGCACGGUAGUGUGGUUAAUUACGUGUAACUGCUGAUGUAUUGGCAGUGUUCUUUUAUGCAUGGCCAGGUGUAAGGUAUGUGAAUCACGUGCAUUAUUUUCUCUCUGUGGGAAAAUGUAAAUUGUUUGGUUACUUGAAUGUAGUUUUGUUUUUUAUAUAUAUAUAUAUAAAUAUAUAUGCUGUAUAUUUUGCUCAAGACAUUGGAGAAUGGAAGAUGUCUUUUUAAAAAAUGUGUUUGAGCCCUUGGUUCUUUUGUCCUCCCUUAAAAGAAAGUUACAUUAAACUUUCA